GCCUACUGAAAUAUGAUGACAAGAGAUAAGCAAGUAUGAAAUUGGUAGUGUAACAUAGAUUAAAUUCCCAUGAUGAUAUGUAACCAAAACCAACAAACAUUUUCCAGAAAAAGUUGAGAUCCAUAAUCCUAACAAACAAAACAUUUCUGAGAAGAAGGGGGUGUGGAAGAAGGAGAGGAAAGAGUAAAUCUUGAAUCAGCCCUCAUGACCACCCAGAUAAUUAUCAGGUUGCAUAAAGAAGAACUUACGUUUUAAAGUAUGAGCUUGAAAAUACUGCACAUUUGUUCCUGGUAGCUCUCCUACAGAUACACAUGGUUGCUGAUGUGUUGGUGUUUAUUAAAAUUUAAAUAUCUUACACAAAUAGAUUUAUCUGGCAUCAGAACCUUUUAUUUUUUCCCUUUUGACUCAAUUUUUUGGAUGUUUAUUGUAUUUUUGGUUUCAGCUGUUAGUACUCUUUAUGAAUCUCAACUUUUUGGAUUACAAGAGUUUCUUUCUGGACUGAACUGACCUGGAUACACAAUAUGCAGAACAGCACUGCUGAAGCUGAUGGAAACAUAAUGGGACCAUGUAAUGGGACUUCAUCCACACAGACAGAGACCUCAGAGUUUUCCACGGGUGUGUUGGUACUCCUGGGUCUGCUUAUGGUGCUGCUAGCUCUGGUCACAGUCCUUGGAAAUGUCCUGGUGAUCCUUGCUUUCAUUAUGGACAGAAAUCUCAGGCAUCGGAGUAACUAUUUUUUUCUCAAUCUUGCUAUUUCUGACUUUGCAGUGGGUGUGUUCUGCAUACCACUGUACAUCCCUUAUGCCCUGACAGGGACCUGGCACUUUGGAAGAGGCCUGUGCAAGCUCUGGCUAGUUAUGGACUAUCUCGUGUGCACAGCUUCAGUGUUUAACAUUGUCCUUAUCAGCUACGACCGUUUCCUGUCAGUUACAAAGGCUGUAUCUUACAGAGUUCAGCGGGGAAUAAUGUCCAACCCUAUUGUCAAGAUGGUGGCCAUCUGGGUCUUUGCCUUCCUCCUCUACUGCCCAGCAAUUCUCUUGUGGGAGUAUGUGGCCGGCUGCAGCACGGUGCAGGAAGGGCAGUGCCACGCUGAGUUCUUCGACAACUGGUACUUCCUCCUUUGUGCGUCCACCCUGGAGUUCUUUGUGCCGCUGAUCUCGGUCACCUACUUCAACGUGCACAUCUUCAACAACAUCCAGAGGCGCCAGAGGCGUGGCAGCAUUCAGGACUCUGAGCCUCCAAGGAGCAGCAGCUCAUCCUGGAGAUCUUGCUUCUUGCCAAGAUCUGAUGUGUCAUCUUCGUUGGAAAUGGAGGACAGUGUUUCAUCAUUAACGAGGUCAUUGAGACCAUCACUGGGUUCUGCCUGCCCAUCUCCAGCACCAAUGAGUCCCCACACCUCUCAAAAAGGACUUCUCUGCUUCUUUCCGCACAAAUGCUAGGUCAAAACUGCAAAGAGACAAGAAAAUUGCUAAAUCGCUUGCCAUAAUUGUUUGUGUCUUUGCCGUUUGCUGGGCACCAUAUACUUUACUAAUGAUUAUUCGUGGGGCCUGCCAAGGAAGGUGCAUCCAUAGCUCCCUUUAUGAAAUCACCUUUUGGCUUUUGUGGCUCAAUUCCUCUCUGAACCCAUUUCUUUACCCACUCUGUCACAUGAGGUUUCGAAUGGCUUUUCUGAAAAUAUUAUGUCCCAAAAGGUUUGCAAAGUUGAGAUCACCUUCUAUUUAGAGAGCUGAAGUAAAUGACUUACAAAUAAGGUUUGUCUCUUACUUAGUGAUUAUUUUUUUUUCAUAGGUAUCUUCAACAGAAACAGAGAAAAUAUUUUGUUGGCUGGGGACAUUGGUUGAAUGCAGUAGAGGCAUGUACUUGCUCUGAUUUGUAGUUUUCAGAUUUUUUUUUUCUGUUAAUAUUGGUUCAUGCAAGGAUGAACAACAUCUAGUGCAACAAAUUACCUGGUGUUGUUGGAUGUCCUUUCUGGUUUGAUGUACUCUUUUUUAUUUUUAUUUUUUUUAUUAUUAUUUUUAUUAUUUUUUUUUUUAUUUUUAAUCUGGUAUUAAGAAAGAACUCUUCUAUGGAUAUUGCCACAGACAUUCAUUGGAGGGAGAUACCUCUUUUUGUAGGUGCUGAGUAAAACUUUAAUAUCCCAUUUGUGAAUCUAAAGAUUUUAGUGAAAAAAGCAAUUCUGCUGUAUUUUUGAAAGGUCAUGUAAAAUCCUCACAGAAGCAGUAUUAUUUCCUUUAAAGAAAGUGUUAUGAAGACAACACAGUGCUCUGUAGUGAUUAUGUUUACCAGGCUGGGCAAUAUGGAAGUGAACAGACUGCCUAAUCUGGUAUAUCUGUGCCUUUCUAAUUAUAAUAUUGUCCAUAUUUGGUGUUGCAGGACAUCAUACAUGUAAGUUAGUAACUCUGGAUCUUUUUUAGAAAAUGAAUGUUUCCAUGGUAAUGAAUUUUUGAAAUUAUCAAAAUUGUAACAGACAUAAACAGUUGUUGCUCCUUUCUCCUGAUAGUGGCUUCCUCUUUGGUCAUGCUUCAAUGAUCUUUAGUGCCAGAUUUGUGCACUAUUUGAUUACCUAAAGGAUAGGACAAUCCUGCAUUCCCGAUCACAUUGCUGUUGACUUAGCAGAGCAAGCAAUACAAAGCUCAUGCUGGAUUUGUGACUUUGACUGGCUGCAUGAGAACAGACAAUACCCCCCCGGGUAGAAAGCUUUGCAAAUACAAAGAUAUUCCAUCAAAAUGACCGGGGCAAAUCUGAACUGACAGAAUGAUUUAUAUUCUAGAUCAGUUCUUUGUGCCAUGUUACUGUGAUAAUAUGUGGAUUUUCUCUGCCACUGAAUCAGCAUCAAGCUGGAUAUUCUCUAUAGCUGAGUGAGGGCCAUAUUCACUGCUUGAGAAUGGGGUUCACAGAGAUCUGUCUGAAAGCUGACGCAGAAGUGUCUUAAGCAGCUGUGAAUGAACUGUGGGUGAAUAGGCAGUGCUGGAAAGAGUGGGGAAUGUGUUGGAGAGGGCAAUAGAGCUUGAUUAUAACCCAUUCCACAUGCCAAAUUUUCUUUGUGUUUGGUGUUGGAAGUUGCACAAGGCUUUCACAGAUAGGUGAGAGUGACUGGCUAUUUUUUUUUUCUCCUAGUGUGUAUACACACAAAUGUAUAAAUUACAGAAAGAGGGACUGGAUGCACAGAAUAAUGAAGAUUUAAGUAGUCUUCUUUUGAAAUAAAUAUCUAAUUUGAAAUGGGCUGUAGACGUGUUGCAAAAUCAGAGGACUCAUUUGUAAGCACAAUUUGAAUGUAUGUAAACAGCUCAACCAUAGCAAAGAACUUUUUUUUUU
Messenger RNA from Anas platyrhynchos (mallard), 3315 nucleotides. RefSeq names its product histamine H3 receptor-like. Gene Ontology annotation, cellular component: plasma membrane; synapse; dendrite. NCBI's taxonomy places the organism in Eukaryota, Metazoa, Chordata, Aves, Anseriformes, Anatidae. Gene Ontology annotation, molecular function: G protein-coupled serotonin receptor activity; histamine receptor activity; G protein-coupled acetylcholine receptor activity. The record is from RefSeq and is a predicted model, not a curated record. Gene Ontology annotation, biological process: adenylate cyclase-inhibiting G protein-coupled acetylcholine receptor signaling pathway; chemical synaptic transmission; G protein-coupled receptor signaling pathway, coupled to cyclic nucleotide second messenger.